Molecule: messenger RNA, 1230 nt
Organism: Cuscuta campestris
Lineage: Eukaryota; Viridiplantae; Streptophyta; Magnoliopsida; Solanales; Convolvulaceae
Source: the annotation of a GenBank genome assembly
UUCGCUUCUUUCACUCCUUCUACCACAACAAUUUUUGCAUCUCGGAGUUUGGGCGUAGGGUAUUCCAUGUCUGGUUGAAUUCAGCUGAGGUUAAAUGGCUGACUGAGAUUCUUCCCAAUAAUGCUUUACGGAGCUCUUGGACCUUCUCUAGAUAUGAGGGAGGAAGGAAGGCGUGCGCUUGACUCCUUCUAUGGUAAGAUUAUAGUCUCCAGCACUAACAAUUCGCAGGCCAAGGCGGAUGAUUCCUUUUCAGCCUCUGGUAAUGAUGAGAGAUCUGCUAAGGCACUGGCUUCCACUAGUUUCAAGGAGAUUCCUUCUUCUUCCUGCAACCAUGUCCCUUUCUCCUCUUCCAACACGGAAGAGAAAGCUUCGGACUCUAUUUUUCUAAUCAAGGAGGGGACCAAUCCUGAUCCCAAGGACAAGAAACUUGGAGACAUUUUUUCCCAACUUUGGAUUCAAUUCUUACAACUUAAUGUUGAUAAGCUUGCAGCUUUUAUAGAUGGUUCUGAUUCUCCUUUAAAGGCUCAAAAUACAGUGGAGGAGGAACCUGGUUCACCUAUUGAGGCUCAUAGUAAUUUGGAGCAAGCCUCUUUAGAUAAGUUGGCUUUGGUUGAAUCUUUUGCACCUAUACAGGCUAUUUAUCCUUUAGUGGAAAAUUCUCAGUAUGACCACUCCUCUGUUCGUGCUUAUCACUCUGAUUCUGAAAUUUAUGUAAAGGAGGACAACAUUGCGUUUCUACCUUUCUUCAGAGAUCAAACAGAAUUUGAUCCUGAUCCGGAACCAUAUAGAGAGUGGUAUCCUGAUGACGGUAUUGAGCCUGAUGAUCAUCUUCGACGUUGGGGAGGACCUAAAGGACUUAUGGCAGCCUUAAUUCGUAAUAAUGAUGAGGGCAGAAUAAUUUUUGAAAGAGGUUGUGUGUGUGGUUCCAGCCCACCUGCCCCAAGGAGAAGCUUAAGACUUGCUAGGAGAAGGCAACUCCCCUCUCCCAUUCGAUCUGAGUGCUCUAUCGACACUGGAGAAUAUUGGGGGUCUUGACUUUUGUUGCUCGAGUUGGGAGGAGAGGUUCAUGUUUCAUUUUCUUCUUCUUAUUGGGUUCCACAUCCAGUUUUGGAUUACUGUUAUUUUGCUUCUCUUUUGCACUUUUGGUAGUCCUUGAUAGCAUAUGACCCAUGGGUUUAAAGGUUUAGGAAGUUUGAAUAGGCAGUCUCGAGUCCCUGGCUUUGCUUCAGG